Messenger RNA from Dentiscutata heterogama, 688 nucleotides. NCBI's taxonomy places the organism in Eukaryota, Fungi, Glomeromycota, Glomeromycetes, Diversisporales, Gigasporaceae. The record is from the annotation of a GenBank genome assembly.
UCCUAGAAACAAAUGCAAUUUCCUAUGCUGUUGAUGCUGGCGACCCUCCAGGAGUCCAAAUGGCUUCCAGUUGGUCAUGUGCCAAAGCAGAAGGUUACAAUCGGGCAAUCAUCCAAUGUUACAGCGAGUAUUGUGUUCAAGGCGGAGGUGUUUCUUCUACUUGUCUUGGCAACUACCAAAAUGCAGUCACUGCCGGCUACAAGUAUAUAGACCUUUAUUUUUUCCCCUGCACCGGAGUUGCAUACAAUUGUAAGUCACCACAGACGCAGGUCAAUGAUCUUGUUACUUUCGUCAAUAAGAAUAGAAUUCUAGUGCAAACUAUCUGGAUUGACUUUGAAAUUGAUAAUACGUUGAGUUGUAGCCAAAAUUGGUCCCAAGACAAAGUUAGUAACCUCGCACUGGCAAAACAAUUUACAGAAGCUGCUAAAGGAACUUCGAAGAAUUGGGGCAUAUAUUCGUCAUAUGAACAAUGGAUAACACUUUUUGGUAGUGCACAAGCAGUUGUUGAUAGCAGCUUUAAAAUCUGGUAUGCUAAUUAUCAAACACCUUCACAACCAAACUAUGAUGACUGGAAUAGUACAGAAUUUGGUGGUUUUAGUGCACCUUCAGGAAAGCAAUUUGCACUAUACAGCGGUCAAUGUGGCACCUUUGAUAUUAACAUAUUCACCUAUAAUACCGGUGCUCCAGA